AUGUUUGGCAGGCAUUCUACUCGCAUUGGAACGAAUUACAGACACCAAGGGAGCCUCGCGAGUGCUGUGAGCAUCGGGUGGAGAGCACGCCGGGCACCAGCCAGGGGAAGUGGGAAAACAACGUUGCAGAACCACGACUGUCGGGAGGACUACAGAAGCAGAAGCAGGGCGAUGCAUCACCACUACAUACGACUAGCGAGAUACAAAUACGGAACAUCAGUUCAGUGA
Molecule: messenger RNA, 228 nt
Organism: Colletotrichum costaricense
Lineage: Eukaryota; Fungi; Ascomycota; Sordariomycetes; Glomerellales; Glomerellaceae
Exons: 2
Coding region: 1-228 (75 amino acids)
Source: RefSeq, a predicted model, not a curated record